AUAGGUCGGCCUUCCCGCUACAGUCAUCAGUUCCUUCCUGUGCCAAGCAAUAUGAAGUCGGUGAUUCUCUCCUUGUUGGCCGCCGUGGCCAUCGCCGCCCCCGACAGCUACCCUCACCAAGGACGAUCCAUUAUUGACUCCGACGAACAUGUGGCCAUCUUGAAGGACGACCGCGUCCAUGAAGAAGACGGCACGUACAACGUCGAAGUUGAGACCGCCAACGACAUCAAACUUUCCCAGUCUGGCUCUCCCCGUGGUCCCGAGGGAGCUGUGGUCAAAGCCGGAGAAUUCUCCUACACCGCUCCUGACGGCCAACGUAUUUCCGUGAAGUACGUCGCCGACGAGAACGGCUUCCAGCCCCAGUCAGAUAGUCUGCCAGUGGCUCCCGCCUUCCCCCACCCAAUCCCUCAGUUCGUGCUGGACCAGAUCACCUUCGCUGCUGAGGAGGACGCUGCCAUUGCCCGUGGCAGAUCAGAGUCCACUGGACCUUCUGACAGAUACAAGUAUGGUUCUCGUUAAUGAAUGCCUGCGGCUCAUAAUGUACUCCCGAAGACUCUUCUCCUCUCCACCAAUUUAUGUUAUAUAUGAUCAAAAUGUUGGGAAGGAUCCUAUAUAGACUUCCUGCUACUUGUGUAUUUAUUGAUAUUUGUCUUGCAAUUAUUGUGAAAAAUAAGAAUAAAAAUGUGAUUGCAGUG
Messenger RNA from Homarus americanus (American lobster), 695 nucleotides. RefSeq names its product cuticle protein AMP1A-like. NCBI's taxonomy places the organism in Eukaryota, Metazoa, Arthropoda, Malacostraca, Decapoda, Nephropidae. Gene Ontology annotation, cellular component: chitin-based extracellular matrix. The coding region runs from base 52 to 519 and encodes 155 amino acids. The record is from RefSeq and is a predicted model, not a curated record. Gene Ontology annotation, molecular function: structural constituent of chitin-based larval cuticle. The transcript has 3 exons.